Aureococcus anophagefferens is the source of this 717-nucleotide messenger RNA. RefSeq lists its product as hypothetical. The transcript has 2 exons. The record is from RefSeq and is a predicted model, not a curated record. Gene Ontology annotation, molecular function: amino acid kinase activity. Lineage: Eukaryota; Pelagophyceae; Pelagomonadales; Pelagomonadaceae. The annotation marks the transcript as partial.
CUCAAGCCGCGGUUCACGCUGGCCGAGGCCAAGGCGAUGGCGCGCGACGAGUUCCACGUCCGCGUCGCGGCCAUCGUCGAGCUCAACUCCUACGACGACCAGAACUACAAGGUCACGGCGGAGAACGGCGCCGUCUACGUGCUCAAGGUCCACAACGGCGUCGAGUCGCGCGACGAGGGGCUGCUGGACGCGCAGUCGCAGCUCUACGAGCGGCUGCGGCGGAAGGGCGUCGCGGCGCCGUACCCCGUGGACAGCAACCCCCUGGCCGACGGCGACGCGACGUUCGCCCUGCGGCUGCUCGAGUGGGUCGACGGCGACCUCCUGUCGUCGAAGGAGAUCACGCCCGGCCUCCUCGCCACGACGGGCGCCUUCCUCGGGCGCAUCCGCCUCGCCCUCGACGACUUCGACCACGCCGCGCUCCACCGCGUCCACCUCUGGGACGGCCGCCAGUUCCCCGCGCUCGCGUCCUUCGCCGACGGCCUCGUCGACGCGGGCUGCGACGUCGACAAGGCGGCCGACGUGCACCGGGCCAUCGCGAACUUCGACGCCGUCGUCGCGCCGGCCGCGGCGCAGCUGCCCCUCGCGACGCUCCACGGCGACUUCAACGACGCGAACGUGCUCGUCGGCGCCGAGACGCUCGGCGUGCUCGACAUCGGCGACAGCGUCCACUCGUGGCGCGUCAACGACGUCGCCGUCGGCAUGGCCUACGUCGUCGUG